Messenger RNA from Parnassius apollo (apollo), 348 nucleotides. Lineage: Eukaryota; Metazoa; Arthropoda; Insecta; Lepidoptera; Papilionidae. The record is from the annotation of a GenBank genome assembly.
AUGUCAGAAGAUCAUGACAAAGAUGGUGCCGAUAGUGAUAUUCAGUUUAAUGCCAGUCAGUGCAAAAAAUCGAGUGCAGAAUCUGAGAGAGCAACAGAGACAGUUCAGGAAGAAUGUGUUGAAACAAAAAGUGCCAAUACUCCUACCGAUGUCCAAACUAGUCCCAUAAGUAGCAAAGAAAAUAUUAAGUGUAAUUUAAAUGAUAACAAAGAUUCGUCGGGUAGAAAUGUUAAGCAUAAAGGAACGCUUAGUUGGACUCUCGAAGGCUCCGAGUUUAAGUUAUCAUGGAAGCUGCCAGAUGGGUCAACCUCAACGGAAGAUUACAUCGCAUUAUGUUACGCAGGUUAG